UUAUAAUAACCGUAUAGUGUUUAAUACAAUUCUGUCAACAUGAAUCAAUAUUCAGAGAAACUGAAUCGCAGCGACAUCUACACGCAGGUGUUAUCUUCUUUUUAAUUUGAACAACUCCAACAUCCAUGGAAGCCAUAGUUUUCUUUGAGUAAAUAUAGCACUACCUAUAAACCAUAUGACACAGAAUUACAGAUCUCUACCUGUUGUCAUGUUGCCUCUUUUGGAAGCUGGUCAUAAUUUUCCAAGAAAAUCCAUCGUUUGACAAAUGAAUUCCUGCGCCAAUGCCAUCUUCAACUUCUCACAGUAUCCAAAAUCGCACUCUAUUUCGAUCUCUUCAUGUUGUAUACAGUAUUCCAAUGUUUUCAAAUCAGAUUCAGUGGAUAACCAAACAAUUUCACAUGUGUCUUGGAGCACUUGCUGCGUGAUACAACGCGACGUUGGGUACUGAUGACGACUCAGCAAUGGCAAACCGCAUUCCGAUAGUUAUUUAAUUCGCACUCAAAUGACAAUGAUAAUUGCUAAUGAAUGACAAUAAGCUGUUUGUCGAGGCAAACAUCGCUGCCGGUGUUGCCAAACAUCCGCUAGGGGGCAGGCGGCGCACAACCUUACAACAACCUUGAAAAUUUACAGCAAAUUAUUUCAAAUUUGUUUUCAAAAAGAUAGAAUUUCAUUAAUAAUAGUAAGUGAAACAAUAAUAAACAGCAAUUAUAUUAAUACUGUGUAUGUAUACAUUAGAUUUGUACACAUUAGUAAUCAAGUACUGAUUAUGUUUACUCCAGCGUAUAGCAUUUGAAGACAUCGACAUGUUAUUAGUCCGUACAUUUCACUAUGAUAAACCGCAUCAGACCUUACAUUUGUACUGAAGAUACAACUUUUUUAAAAUAUGAAAAUAUCCGAGCUGAACAUUGCACUCUGGCAACAGCAAUGCUACGUUACAUAUUCUGGCCUGACAAUGAAUUAUUUUCGAAAAUAUUAAACAUUUUCUAUUAUUUCAUCCCUGGAAUAAUGACAUGUGGCUUGUUUGGAUAUGUCUACAAAAUAAUCUGUAUUGAUAAACUGAAAUUCACUGAAUAUAUAUCCGAUUUAACUUUUAUUCUGAUAAUCUUCAUAGGCACCUGCAUGGCAAUAUUUGUCAAACGAAGUAAAACAGGCGGAUUAGUUCUUAUAAACAUAAUAACCACUUCACCGUUCAUCAGAGUCAAAGACGAAGUAAUUAAGAGAAACUAUGUUCCUAUAAAUCGAAUAGUUUUUGUUGUAUUCACUGGAAUAUCGUUGUUCUGGGUGAUUGAAAUCAUCACAUCGCCACUUCAGGCUAUUUAUAUGGACUUUUUAUAUUUUCCAUUCUAUUACUUCGUUGAUUUGGGCACUACACUUACAAUUAUAUUCAAUGUCGCUUUUCUAAUGGAGAUUUAUUUCUUAUUCAUGAUAAUCUGGACGAUAAUAGCUGUUUACUAUACGUUAGCUAAAUAUUUUGAAUCGAAUUGCGUUAUGAUUGUCAAAGCUUUGGAGAAUUUAAAACUUGAAAAGGAUUUAUGGAAACGCCAAAAACGUUUUUCUUUUAUUGUGCAGCAUCAUUUACUUGUUUGCUUAUUUUGGAAAGCUGUGGGUGAUUUAAUCAAAUAUCCAAUACUUAUUAUCGUUACAUUUGGAACAGGAACAUUCGCUUUAAUGCUAAUUUCAUUAUAUAUUGAAUUUCAAGUUGUUAUUUUUGCUGUGAUGAUUAUGGCCAUAUGUAUUGUCCUCAUGGGGUGUUUCGUUUUUUAUAGAUUUGAAGACAUAAGUAUAAGAUUGCAUCACGCUACUUUUUAUGCGAUGCCUUGGGAUGGAGAUAUUGCAAUAAUGAAGAAAAUACUCUUUUUGAAUUUAAGAAUGCAAUAUUAUUUCCAUGUACCUAUCGGGGAUGUGACUGUGCUCACGAACGAAUUAAUAUUACAGCUGACACAAACAAUUUAUUCGAUGAUUACAAUGUAUUUAAACACAAAUAAGUCUAAAUAAGUGUUUAGGUGUGGUUUAAUUCAACUUCUUUAAUAUAAUAGUAUAUUGUUUUAUGAUA
Molecule: messenger RNA, 2053 nt
Organism: Dalotia coriaria
Lineage: Eukaryota; Metazoa; Arthropoda; Insecta; Coleoptera; Staphylinidae
Exons: 10
Coding region: 829-1995 (388 amino acids)
Source: RefSeq, a predicted model, not a curated record